This is a messenger RNA of Dreissena polymorpha, 5105 nucleotides long. RefSeq lists its product as uncharacterized. Gene Ontology annotation, cellular component: site of double-strand break; nucleus. Gene Ontology annotation, biological process: double-strand break repair. The transcript is spliced from 11 exons. The record is from RefSeq and is a predicted model, not a curated record. Gene Ontology annotation, molecular function: DNA-(apurinic or apyrimidinic site) endonuclease activity; NAD+ poly-ADP-ribosyltransferase activity; 3'-5' exonuclease activity. The coding region runs from base 82 to 1719 and encodes 545 amino acids. Lineage: Eukaryota; Metazoa; Mollusca; Bivalvia; Myida; Dreissenidae.
ACAAACAAAAUGCUGAAUCAAGUUUUUUCUUGAACUUCAAGUUGAAGCCGCGAUAAUUCAGUUAUUUAUCGUGUAUACAACAUGACAACCGCAGUAGUUAAAAAGAAGGCAUCGGAUAUUCCAGAAUGUCCAUACGGCGCGAGGUGUUACCGCAAGAAUCCCCAACAUUUCGCGGAGUUUUUGCAUCCGAAAAAAUCCAAAACAUCAGAUGAUUCGGAUAAUUCGGACGUCAGUGUCGAUGGGUCGUCUACACCAACAGCGACGGUACAACCUACUACAGACAGUAGCACUCUUCCAGUUUGUAAAUACGGAGCUAAAUGUUAUCGGAAAAACCUGAUGCAUUUUGCUGAAUUCUCUCAUCCAACAGCAGUCGUUGCCACCAUUAAUGACAACGGGGAUGACACAGAUGAAAUCACAGAUGAAGACGAAUCAAAUGACAAGAAAAAGGAUGGUGUGAAGUCAGAAGAUAUCCUAAAACGAGGCACGUCCUUAGUAAAAAGCUACAGUAAGAUGACAGAAGAGGAACGUAAAGAACUGAUCAAGAAAGCAUUUGAAGCCAAACAGAAACUGCAAGAAGAACUUGAAGCAACAAAGAAAGAAGUGAAGAAGAAGGAGGAAGAAGUAAGCAGGCUGCAAAAAGAGGUUGCAGGUGGUCUUCUGCUAAUGGAAGGUGAAAAGGAAGCCUUGGAAGGGAAAGAGGUCAAGUACUUUGAUCUGUACCCAGAAAGGUCAUACAAGGAGGGAUCUGCAGCCCAGACCCACUUCCGUCUGGCAGAGUCUCAGUUUUAUAGGCUGCUAAAUACCGGAAUGACUAAAACCAAUUUAGUGAAAGUGGAAUAUGUCCUCAAUCCAGAUCUGGUGCAUCAUUUCAGGGAAUGUCGAGAAAGCUUAAAGAAGAAGCAUGGGGAGGAGUUUUCUUACCCUGUGUUGGCGUUUCACGGCACAAUGGAGACGAAUAUCAAGCCUAUAUGUGAGACUGGCUUCAAAAUACCCGGCGACAAUGGCCAUGCUCAUCGUACAGACACAGGCUGGUACGGAAAGGGUGUCUACUUCAGCGAAUACCCUGCCUACUCCAUGGGAUAUAUCCAGGGCGCAACCCAACUGCUACUCUGCCAAGUUCUACCCGGCAAAGCCUAUCAGUGUACAAAGCUUAUUCACGGGCAUUCCUUGAUGAAAGGUUACGAUUCCCACGUGUCUCCCUGCAAGAAAGAGCUUGUCAUCUUUAACAAGUAUCACAUUCUGCCACAGUAUAUUGUCCACUAUCAGCCGAAUGCCGGAGAAUUCAAAUACACAUCACCACCAAAACCAACAUCAGCUGCUUGUAGCACAGCAGAUGGCAAGAAAGGCAAAGGGAAGAAGAAGGGAGGAAAGCUUACAAUAGACGAAUUAACAGACACUGAGAUGUUGAAAACCAAGCAUGACCAGGCUAUAGCCAUGCCUACAUCAAGCACAUUGGAUGGAUACAAUAUUCAGUUCACUGGGACUUUCCAGGACACGCAGGCCGGAAUGACGGCCCUGGUCAAAUCACAUGGAGCAACAAUAGGAACAAAAGCUGUUUUCAGUCUACUGAUAGCCUCGAAGCUGGAGUUUGAUCUAUCAACAAACAAAAUCCUUCAGGCUAACAAGAAAGGGGUUUCAAUAGUGGGUGAAAUGUUUUUAUAUGACUGCAUCAUCAACCAUAAGAAACAAAAUGAGGAUCAUUACAGAUUAGACGACUAGUCACAUACAAUAUUUAUGAUCACGUCAACAUUGAUGAUAUGAUAGCCACCAUGCCUUGCACCUGGGAAGAGCUGGGCCUGUAUUCACCAAACAAUUCUUAGACUUAAGUCUAAGACUAAAUUAUAUUCUUUAAAUGGAUAAAGUAUAGAAUUGCUUGAAUUUUGAGUCAAACUUGGCAUUAAACAACUACCUAUAUCAUUCUUCAUAUAACAGUUUGUUCAUGACAUAAUCACCAGUUGAGGCCUGUAUAUAUUCGAAUACUGAUAUUGGUUCCAAGUCUAUUCUUUAUUCUGAAGUCUAAGAAUGGGUUGGUAAAUAUUGUCCCUGAUUUUGCUUCCCUUUCCAUUGGCAACUUAGCCUUGCGAUUUUGAGGUCACAAUUUCCAUUCCCUCAUCGACUGGCACCUGCAGGCCUUGCAAAUGGAAGGUCUUGAUUUCGAUCUCCUGUCCGUGGGCCACUUAGCCUUGCGACUGCAAGGUCACAGUUUCCAUCCACUUAGAGAUAGGCACCAAGCUUUGCAAAUGGAAGGUCUUGCUUUGGACCAACUGUCCAUUGGCCACUUAGCCGUUUUAUUGGGAGGUCACAUUUUCCAUCCCCUCAUCGACAGGCAUCAAGCCUCGCAAAUGGAAGGUCUUGAUUUCGAUCAUGUUAAGAGCAUUAUUUAAGCCCCAUAAACACUCAAAAUCAACAAAUAUAUUAUAAAAUAAAGUUAACCCAUCAAUAAUUGAUAAAGCCAAUCUCGUGUUUGCUUGUUAAUGUUUGGAUAUUGCUGCGGGAAAUUCACAUUGAAUAUAUUGUUACACACAAAAUAGAAACACGCAUUUUGUCUCUUGUCAAAUCUAUAUUACCAGACACCAUCUAGUUUUGAAAUUUUUGCAAAUAAUAUUCAUACAUUCACUAAUGUUAAGGCAUAAGGAUUUUAUUGUGUUAUGUAUAAUGUAACUUUGGCGUAUAUUUUCUGCCUCUGGUACCAGCCAACAUUUCAGGAUUGUCUGGUUUACAAAAAUCAUGUCAUGAAAACAUGGAUAGAUUAAAUGGUCAUGAAAUAAUUUGUUAGAUUUUGAUAUAAGAAAUUGUCAGUUGUGUUUUAUAGCUAGCACAUUUUACAUCAUAGUUUCAUUAAAAGAUAUUGUUAUUAGUUUAUUCCACUCCAAAUUCUGGUUUGUCUUGCAUAACAAAUAUUUAUUGAUGUUCCUAUUUCACCAAAGUGAAAUACUGGUAUUCGAAAUUAAUUAUUUAUUUUUAAAUCUGCAAUAUGAUUAUGCACAAUUGUACAAAGGUUGUGCCGUUUGAAAAGAUAUUUGUAAUUUGUCUAGUUAAAAGAUGCCUGUAUUGUGAUAUGAUUUUUACAAUUUUAUUUCGUGUUAAAAGUAAAUAAUAAUAUGUAAAAAAAUGUGUAUUCAUGUUCCUCUGGAUGUAAUGUUCAUAUUGUAAUGUAAAAUAUCAUGGAUGUAUCCUGAACAAAAAUUGUAAGACGCUGCCAUAUUUUCAUGUUCUGGUACUCGCAUGAUCCUAUCUGUUACAUGAUAUGUUAUUUUUAUGUUUAUUUUUAUCAUGUAUUUUUCACAUUCAAAGCAAAUUGUGAUAUGCCGGUGAUUAGAUUUUGUCUAUUGCUAUUUUUAUUCAAAAAGGCUAUUUUUAUUUAGCAUGAUUGAUAUAAUGUAUAAUGUUUUUACAUGUAAUACAAUCCAUCGCUAUUUAUAAUACAAUGUAGUUCACAUGUUUUUUCCACAUUAAAAGCAAAUUGUUAUAUGCUGGUUUGUAAUGUUUGUUAAUUGAUACUUUUAUUCAAAGAGGCUAUAUUUAUUAUGCCCCCCUUCGAAGAAGAGGGGGUAUAUUGCUUUGCACAUGUCGGUCGGUCUGUCUGUCGGUCGGUCCGUCCACCAGGUGGUUUCCGGAUGAUAACUCAAAAACGCUUGGGGCUAGGAUCAUGAAGCUUCAUAGGUACAUUGAUCAUGACUUGCAAAUGACCGCUAUUGAUUUUGAGGUCACAAGGUCAAAGGUCAAGGUCACGGUGACCCGAAAUAUUAAAAUUGUUUUCGGAUGAUAACUCAAGAACGCAUACGCCUAGGAUCAUGAAACUUCAUAGGUAGAUUGAUCAUGACUCGCAGAUGACCCCUUUUGUUUUUGAGGUCACAAGGUCAAAGGACAAGGUGACCAGAAAUAGUAAAAUGAUUUUCGGAUGAUAAUUCAAAAACGCUUUUGCCUAGGAUGGUGACACUUCAUAGGUACAUUGAUUGUGACUUGCAGAUGACCCCUAUUGAUUUUCAGGUCACUAGGUCAAAGGUCAAGGUCACAGUGACAAAAACGUAUUCACACAAUGGCUGCCACUACAACGGACAGCCCAUAUGGGGGGCAUGCAUGUUUUACAAACAGCCUUUGUACUAUAAUUGUUUUUAUCAAAUGCUAUACCCUGUUUCCCAUGUAAUACAACCAUGAAAUAUUUUUUUUUUAUUACACUAGUGAAAUACAACAUUUUUAAGCGUUUUCAUUGGCUUAGUUUUCGUUUAUUGACCAAUCGCAUUUUGUUAUUUUACUGAAAUGACGUUGCAACGUCAAAUGACGUCACGAAAUGUAAACAAUAUUCGGGAUUUAUCAUUAUGUUUGCGUAAAUAUUUAUUUGAUUUGCUCAUUUAAAAGCAUGUGAUAAAAAAGAUCUGACACUCAUUGUCAUAUCAUACCAUAUUUUAUUAAACUCUUCUAGGAAAUUCAUUAGUAAGCUCGCCAAAGGCUCGCUUACUAACAAAAUUCCUGAACUCGUUUAAUAAAAUAUGGUAUGAUAUGACAAAGAGUGCCAGAUCCUAUAUUUCUUUACUAGCAUUUUAUAGAUGUAUUUAUUCAUAAGAUAGAUUUAAGGUCUAAUUUUGCAUCGGUAGUUCAGUUCACAUGUUUUUCAACAUAGAAAGCAAAUAGUUACAUGCUUGUUAGUAAGUUUUGUUCAUUGAUAAGCAAUUUUUAUACUAAAAUAAUUUUUCUUAAUCAGUAUUUCUUAAUAGAUGUUUAUAUUUAUAAGAUUGAUAUACAUGUAAUAUCUUACUCAUAUUACAAACCAUAAGUACAGUACUGCACAUAUUUAAUAUGGCCACUUGUGGUUUUACGUAUUUUAUCAGCUUCGCAAUCUGUCACUCCAUUCUUUCUAUUCAUCCAUUUUACUGUUAGUUUGAAUUUGAACUGUUGUUAAAGUAUUUUGUUUAAUUAAGAAAUCCUAGAUAUCUCGUAUUCAUUUGUUUAUGUAUUUGAUUGUUAAUAGGAUGGUUAAUUUUGUGAUUAUAUUGUUUUGUGAUAUGACAGUUAAAUUUUAAAUUAGUACUUUAUAUUGCAUUAUUUGUGACAUAAAUAUAUUUUACCUAUGUUUAUAGUGAUUUUAUAAAAUAUUUCGGAUAUUA